AUGGACUACUUUGGCAAGGACACUGCAUGGUAUGGUGGUUGGUGUCGGGGACGUCGAAGCAUCAACUGUCAAGUGCGCAUAGAAGAUGGCUUUUGCGACUGUGUAAUUGCGGAGCUUCCACAGGCAUGCAUGACUGGAUGUAGACGCAAGAUUCACGAAGGAGAUUGCAUCACAAAGAACGGCGCUGGUUGGGGCCAUGUGGAGUGUGAGUGUGAUAACUCUUCUCAUAACCACCGGAAAAGACGAUCACAACGACGGGGGCAGCACGAGGAAGAGAAAGAGGGACAAGAGCCUCAGUUGAACCAAGACAACUCGUUGGAGGGAAUUUUGGAGGCAAUUUCGAAGUACCGCAGUCCGUCCCAAAGAAGCGCCCCCACAGCAAACUCACGCCGACCACAGGUACGAGUACAUGUAAAUGGAAAGAACACUGAAGAGAUAGAUGGUCACACUGGAAGAAAGCUGAGGCUUAGAACGGUCAAGGCUGAAAUCAUAGAUAGGAGCAGGUUGAAUUCAAAAGUAUCGAAGAUACAGGAGGGUCGUCCUCAUUCUGAGGUGAAUUCGAGUGUGCCCUCCUUGCCUAUUGUUACACCUCAAUCAGGGAAGAAGAGACCGAGGGACGAAAGCACGGUCAAACCUAGCAGGCCCAGCAGAAGAUUACAGUUUGAAGGCUGA
Cylindrotheca closterium is the source of this 672-nucleotide messenger RNA. The record is from the annotation of a GenBank genome assembly. NCBI's taxonomy places the organism in Eukaryota, Bacillariophyta, Bacillariophyceae, Bacillariales, Bacillariaceae.